Meloidogyne enterolobii is the source of this 364-nucleotide messenger RNA. Lineage: Eukaryota; Metazoa; Nematoda; Chromadorea; Rhabditida; Meloidogynidae. The record is from the annotation of a GenBank genome assembly.
AUGCUUUGGCAUUUUUUUUUUAUUUUUUUUAAGCAGAUAGUAAUGAAAGAAAAUAAAAAAGAUGAGAAAGGUAUUACUGAAAAUCUAGAAUCUAUUCAAUUAAAUAUUUCUGGGGAAGAAAUGAACAAAAUUAAUUCAGUCGAAAGUAAUUUUGUUUUGAUUGAAGAAUUAUUGAAAAAAUUGUCUGGCGAUUCUAAUUUAUUUGAGAAAUGUAAUGAAAUGAUUUUAGAAAAGCUGGGAUAUAACAAAAACGAAUUUGUUUCACAACUUGUAGAGGAGAUGAGCAAAAUCAUGUGGGAUUUGGAUUUUAAAUGUAUGUUGAAUUUAUGAUUCGAGAUUUGGUUAUUUAUACAUUCUCAAUAAA